This is a messenger RNA of Danaus chrysippus (African queen), 1014 nucleotides long. The record is from the annotation of a GenBank genome assembly. NCBI's taxonomy places the organism in Eukaryota, Metazoa, Arthropoda, Insecta, Lepidoptera, Nymphalidae.
AUGGAUAAGAAUACACCAAAAAUAGCAGUGCUCGGUGCCGGUGUGGUUGGAACUACGGUUUCUAGGAUUCUGCAAGAAGAAUUAAGAAGUGCUGACAUAACUAUCAUAGCGGAUAAGUUCAAGGAGGAUACAGUUAGUACGGUCGCUGCGGGUAUUUUUAGACCGGGGACCAGUUUCCGUGGACCAACACCAGAGGUCACUAAGCAAUGGAUAAAAGACUCCUGGAACUAUUGGCAGGAGAUACUCAGGACGGCUGAGGCACCAGCAGCUGGCCUCAUGACACUAUCAUCAUACAUAUUCUCCAAGGAAAAUUUCCAUACGACCAGGAAUCAUCUCAUCGAGGAUCUGGUGCCCGUGUAUAGAGCGGUAGAUGAAGAUGAGUUGAAGAUCUGCGGAGAUGGUUGGAAGUACGGUGCCUAUUAUUCGACAUUAAAAAUAGAAUGUAGCAGAUAUUUGCCCUGGGCGGAAAAAGUAUUCAUAGAGAAGGGAGGAAAAAUCAUUGCCCAGAAAAUAGAUUCAUUCUCUUCUUUAUCUGAAUAUGAUCUGGUGUUUAACUGCACCGGUUUAGGUGCGAAGACGUUGUGUCAAGAUAACGACCUGGUGGCUAUACGAGGACAAGUGAUAAAAGUGAGAGCGCCCUGGCUGAAGAUGGCUUUGUAUGGAGAUUAUGAUACAUAUGUGAUCCCUGGAGUGGAUGGGAUCGCAACCUUAGGAGGCGUGCGGCAGUAUGAUAGCUAUAAUAGACAAGUGUGUAAACAUGAUGCUGCUGCGAUAAUGGAAAGAUGCUGUGAUCUCCUGCCAGCACUGAAGAAAGCUGAUGUGGUGUGUCAUAAAGUGGGGCUUCGACCGCACAGAGUACCGGUCAGAGUGGAGCCCGAGUUUUUCGACGGUGUGAGAGUCGUCCACUGUUAUGGUCACGGUGGCUACGGUGUAAUGACCGCCCCGGGGACCGCUAUCGACGCUGUACACAAAGGAAUCGAUCUUUUAAAAAGUAACCUUAGGAGCAAAAUAUAA